This is a messenger RNA of Phyllopteryx taeniolatus (common seadragon), 3277 nucleotides long. RefSeq lists its product as uncharacterized. Bases 1881 to 2849 code for a protein of 322 amino acids. The transcript is spliced from 4 exons. Lineage: Eukaryota; Metazoa; Chordata; Actinopteri; Syngnathiformes; Syngnathidae. The record is from RefSeq and is a predicted model, not a curated record.
ACGACAAAGACAAAGAAGAUAUGCCAUGUUCCAACUGAUCAACUUGAUUGUUUUGAGCAAAUAAUCAUGAACUUGGAAUUUGAUGGCUGCAACACGUUCCCAAAAAGCUGCGACAGGUGGGCAAAAAUGUUGAGGAAUGCUCAUGAAACACAUCCCACAGGUGAACAGGCGGGGGCCGUGAUUGGCUCGAAAAGGAGCUUCCCUGAAUUCACAAGUCAUUCACAAGCAAAGAUGGGGCGAGCUUCGCUUCUUUGUGAGAAAAUAGUCCAACACUUUAGGGACAAUGUUCCUCAACGUACAAAUGCAAGGAAUUGAGGGAUUUCAUCAUCUACGGUCCAGAAUUUCAUCCAAAGGUUCCAAGAAUUUGGAGAAAACACUGCACAUGCAAGGCCGAAAACCAACAUUGAAUGCCCGUGACCUUCGAUCCCUCAGGCGGCGCUGCAAUAAAAACCGACAUCAAUGUGUGAAGGAUUUCACCGCAUGGGCUCAAGAACACUUCAGAAAACCAAUGUCGGUAAAUACAGUUCGGCGCUGCAUCCGGAAGUGCAACUUGAAACUCUACUAUGCAAAGCAAAAGCCAUUCAUCAACAACACCCAGAAACGCCGCCGGCUUCUCCGGGCCCGAGCUCAUCUAAGAUGGACCGCUGCAUAGUGGAAAAGUGAUCUGUGGUCCGACAAGUCCACAUUUCAAAUUGUUUUUGGAAAUUGUGGACGUCGUGUCCUCCGGGCCAAAGAGGAAAAGAACCAUCCGGACUGUUAUGGAGGCAAAGUUCAAAAGCCAGCAUCUGGGAUGGUACGGGGCUGUGUUAGUGCCAAUGGCAUGGGUCACUUGCACAUCUGUGAAGUCACCAUUAAUGCUGAAAGGUACAUACAGGUUUUGGAGAAACAUACGCUGCCAUCCAAGCAAUGUCUUUUUCACGGACACCCCUGCUUAUUUCAGCAAGACAAUGCCAAUCCACAUUCUGCACGUGUUACAACAGCGUGGCUUCGUAGUAAAAGAGGGCGGUUUUUCAAUGAGUGUCCUCAGUUGAUGGAAUGUUGUUCAAAGAAAAGGUAAACAUGAGCCUGUCCCGGCUUUUUGGGAACGUGUUGCAGCCAUCAAAUUCUAAAUGAAGGAUUAUUUGCUCAAAACAAUCAAGUUGAUCAGUUGGAACAUGAAAUAUCUUCUUUGUCUUUGUCGUGUAUUCAAUGAAAUCUAGGUGGAACAUGAUUUGCAAGUCAUUCUAUUCUGUUUUGAUUUGUGUUUAACACAACGUCCCAACUUCAGUGGAAUUGCGCUUGUAACACAGCAGGGAUCCAAAUGAAUCGUUUCAUGAACAAAGUAUCUCAGUCUUUUUUUCUUCUCGGGCCAGAUGAAUUGGCGCCAUCUUUGAGUUUUUGUAAGUGAACCCGUGCGUGUUUUAAAUUUCUACCUUGAAAGAACUCGACGAGCCGCCUCAUUCGCUGACGUAUUAACUGCCGGCGGCUCGCUCGAGGGCGCUUUGACGUGCUCGCACAGGCUUAGGAUUGAACCCACGACCUUCGGGUUUGGGAGACGAGCGCUCUACCGCCCCCAAAUGUGUGUGUGUGAAUUACACUAGCCACAAAAAGGUUUCGCUUGCCCCUAAAACGCACACUCGCUUUGCUCUUCGCUUAACUUUUGAGCGCACACGCCCAAACUGUUGAAUGUUCCAGUUGAGAGAGAGAACAGCACAUCGUCCAAAAAAGCCAGCGAAACAUUGAAGAGUUGGAAAAUGUCAAGUUUAGAGAAGGUCACCUGAAGUGAAGUCCACCUGCAAAGGUGGAAGUGUGUUGUAGGGUUCAUCUUGGAAUUUCCCCGCAGAGCCUCACGUUUCGUUUUUGAACCCCGAGAAAGGGCGGCGGUGUGCCGGCGAUUCCCGAUGGGAAGGCGCCUUGCCGGCUUUGGCGUCGCUGAUGAACGCUCUCUGCUGUUUGUGGCUUCAGAUGACAGGAAGUUCAAAGGUUCCCGCAGGAAGCAGGCGCCCAGGAGAGCGCUCCGAGACGCGGACGAGGAUCCCGACGAGACGGAAGUGAACGAAGACGAGAUCCCCGAAGAAAGAACUUUGAGGAAGAACGGGAGCCGAGAACUUCCGGGGCGAGACGACGCGUUGCGCGCCGCCCUACGAGAAGAAGUGAACGCCGUCAACGAGAAGACGGAGGCCAGAAGGGUCGCUCGCGUCGCCCUCUCCGAGAUCAAAACGCUCCUCGCCGAGGACGACCCGGGCGAGGAGACGGCCUGGCGGCUGAAGAUGAAGACGCUGGAGGUCACCCGGGAAACGCUCAAGCUGGAGAAGGAGAGGAUCGGGCUGGAAAGGGAGAGGAUGGAGGUGGAGACCAGGAGGAUGGAAGUGGAGAGGGAAAAGAUGGAGUGGGAAAAAGAAAGGAGGGCGCGGGAAAAAGCAGAAAAGGAAAGCGUGGAGCGGGAAGAGGCUGAGCGACAGAAGGCGGACGAAGGGAGACUCGCUUUGGACGAAGCCACGGAAGAGCGGGAACGGCUCGAAAAGCUCGAGGGGGAGCGCUCGGCCGGAGAGGAAGGAAAAGAAAGGGAGAGGCUCGCCGGAGACGGGGAGCACGCGGCCGAAGGGCGAGAAAAAGAGGCGGCCGAGAAAGAGCGCCUCGUUCCAGAGAGCGAUCGACCGGCUCAGGGCGAGGAGAAGGAGCGAGCGCCGCGUCUCUCCCGCGACGAGGCCGCUCGGAACCGGACGCAAGCGGAGCGUCCCGACGCCAGGAAGGCGAACGCCACUCAGGCUCCGGAGGAGAAAAGUCGGCGCGCCGGCGGCGUGACGGCCGGCAGGAGGGAGAAGGUCGCGGUCGCCGACAAGAUGGCUGCCGGCGGCAAGAAGAAGUAAAUGCUUCCUGUGCUCCUGUUUGGUUUUUUUGGUUUUUUUUCUGUCUCCAGGGAGACGGUGGCCAUGUUUGGAAUCAUUCCCGACUCCCACGUUACUCUGUGGGAAUUUGAAAAUAGUCGACAAAAUACACUCGGUGACCGCAAAUGCUUUGGUCUCGGACAGCCGCACGCGCGUCAACGAUGUUCCUUUUCAACGUGCAACUCGCCGCAGGACGCUCGGAAUGUUCAUUUGCAAAAGUAUAUUUCGCAAAUUGCUCCGCAGCGGCUCGAGAGUGAUUCCCAACACAGCCAAUGAGAAACUAUUGAUUGAUUUGUGUUGUUGUUGUUGUUGUUGUUGUAAGCUCCGCACAUAUUCAAACUCCGCCUCCAUCCACGUUAAUGCAACGUUUCCCUCCAAUGUGACAAGUGUCAAAUAAAACAUCAAAUGGC